Acanthaster planci (crown-of-thorns starfish) is the source of this 1893-nucleotide messenger RNA. RefSeq names its product potassium channel subfamily K member 2-like. Lineage: Eukaryota; Metazoa; Echinodermata; Asteroidea; Valvatida; Acanthasteridae. Gene Ontology annotation, molecular function: outward rectifier potassium channel activity; potassium ion leak channel activity. Gene Ontology annotation, biological process: potassium ion transmembrane transport; stabilization of membrane potential. The record is from RefSeq and is a predicted model, not a curated record. Gene Ontology annotation, cellular component: plasma membrane.
UAACGCACAGUGCAAACUGGUUGUGUCACAGUGGAUGGAAUUUGAGUACAAGACGAAUUCAAUCCCAGAAGUCUUCCUUUCAUUAGUAGUUUCUGUCAGUUGUUAUUUACAUAUGUAAGAUGUCCUCAAGCAGCGAAUUUUAAGUGACGAACUUUCACAACGCGGUGUUCAAAAGAGAUAACAAAUCUUUAAAAUUCCCUCAAUAAACUUGUUAGGCAAUGGAUACCAAUAUUUACAUCUUGAAUUGGUGCUCAAAGGCAGUAACAAAUGCAAGUUGUUCAGUACGUUUUUGCAGUUUGAGAAUUUAAAAGUGGAAAGGCUGUUACCGGAAAGUAUCGUCAUUUUUGUGCAUUUUAUGGACUUAUACGUCAACGUCAAAUCAUUACGGAAUAUUUUCUUUCCGAAGCUUUGACGACGUUCAUUUGAUAUUUAGAAACUCGUACAAUCUUAAUAAAUACAACGGUACCCAAACGACCACGAUUUGUGAACAUGCAUUAAAUAUUAAGAACAAAAAUCCAAAUUGGAAUUUCAACUAAAAUGUUGCAAGGCCUAUUAAUAUAAAAGUACAUCCCUGAACUCUUUUUGGUGUUCUAAAAUGGACAGGAAACGUCAUGCUUCGACUUUUGAAGCAUCGUGCUCUACUUUUAAGCGUUGUAGUUCAAAUCGUUGUACUUCGACCUUUUGAAAAGUCGUUUGCCUAUACUCCAACUAUCAAGAUGUAGUGGUUCAACUUUUCGAAAAUUAGACCUCAUCUUUCAAAGCGUGGUCUACGUUUUAACCACAGGAGAACAAAGGAAUGUCCACACUGUAUGCAAAUCAGGUAUGUGCGUGUACCUGCACGUGAGACACACGGCGAAACGUUUAAGUCUGGCUAUACACCAUGCAUUUUCAAAGGGGAAGCCAACAACACGUUUUGAGUGUGAACUUGCACCCUUUGAAAGAUACGCUACGACGCUACCGGAGUUGAACCAUGAAAAAUUAAUAUAAAUUAACAAAUCAUAAGAAAAUCAAGUGAGAGUAGGCCUACCAUACUGUAGUGUGACUGAUGUAUUCUCAAAUGUUUCUAAGCUUGCAAAAAGGAGCACACAACAAUAUGCUACGAAAACCGUACACAUAUGGAGAUUAGUUUAAUAACAAAGAAAGAAAAAUGCAAUAUUAAAAUUAAACUGAGGCCAAAAUGUAGGGGAUGGAACAGACGUCAUCUCCAAUUAAACAGAAAUACUUCUACUAAUUUUCCAAUAAACUUUGGACAAGAUUUGGUUUUACAGGUUUCGGCUGGAUUACACCAAAGUCGAUGGGAGGUCAGAUAUUCUGCGUGGUAUACGCCAUCCCCGGCAUAGCACUCAACGGCUAUAUGCUGUCUGUCAUUGGCAGCACCUGUCAAGUCUUGUGGAACAAGUGCCGCAGCGUCUUCGUCAAGGGCGUUGCCUCGAUCAAGUCUGGGCGGACCCGUAACAUCCUGGCGGUGCUGGCCACGGCCGCGGUGAUGUGGUUCUUUCUCAUUCUGGUGCCCGCGCUGAUCUUCGUGUGGACGGAGAACUGGAGCUUGCUUGAGGCACAGUACUUCAGCUUGGUCGCGCUCAGCACGAUCGGGUUUGGGGACAUAACACCGUCGCACGCCGCAUUGCCGCCGGAGUACCGCACCGUGUUGGGGGAGACCGCGUACCGGGUCGGGGUCAUGCUGUACUUCUUCGUCGGUAUGGCGUUGAUCUCCAUCGUCUUCACAGGGGUGUGGCGGUCCCAGAAGCGGAGGAUGCGGGAGACAAUGGACAGCACUCGACUGAUGAUGAUCAAGCAAAGACUGAUCAGGCGAAGUGGGCACACAAACCUGGGAGACGCUGCAGGAGACAUCACUCAAAGAAAUUCUUAACAUUCUGGAUGAAAUUCAUUUUA